Molecule: messenger RNA, 4245 nt
Organism: Sungouiella intermedia
Lineage: Eukaryota; Fungi; Ascomycota; Pichiomycetes; Serinales; Metschnikowiaceae
Source: the annotation of a GenBank genome assembly
AUGGCUGUUAAUCAGACCGAAGCAAUUGCUGGGGUUAUCAGCCUGGUGGGAGGCUCUGUGUUCACCACUCAGCCUUCCAAGGCCAUCAAGUCUGCAUUUGCAGGCUACGUGGCUUCUGCUCAUGCGUUGAUCGAAACCAAUGAGCCUUUCCAGUACGUUGGUUCCUACAUUGAAGAGAAUCAGCCAGAGAAUACUGUCACUGUCACUACCGAUGGUCAGACUUUGUUCAACAACUUGCCAUUGUUGUCUCUGAAACCAUUCAAGACCACUGCUGUGGUUGUACAUGUGGAGGUUUCGUCUUUUGAUUACGAAAUCGUCACCGCCUUGACUGAUUCUACUUAUCCAGUUCUUGUCUCUCAGACUCCUCUGGAUGCUGCCAUCUACGCCCAAGCCGCUUAUGCUACUGCUGCUGCUCAGAAACUGACGGUUUUCCACAUCUACGCUCCUUCUUCUCUCAAGGAGAACGUGCAAGUGGCUGAACCUAAGAAUGCCGUGGAAUCAUUAGCUGAUGCCCUUGCUGAGUUCAAAAUUGCACCAUUCUCCACUCUUAAUAAGGUUAAGUCCAAGGACGCCAUCUUGUUCUUGGGUCAGGUGUCCAGAGACCUUGUGGAUGCUGCUACCGUGGCCGGCGCUUUGUUCAUCUCCGUCAACGUGUACCAGCCAUUCGAUUUGAAGGCUCUCUUGUCCCAGUUGCCAGCCACCGUUGAGACACUCACAUUGGUUGAGCAAUCUUCUAAGGUCACAUCCUUCUCGCCUUUGCUCUUGGAAUUCUUCAAGUCUUACUCGUCUCACCAAUCUUUAAAGAACUUCUCCAAGAUCGUGGCCGCCAAAUUUGGCUACGUGGUUCCAGAGAAGUACGAGGCCACUGUUUCCAACUUGUUGGCCAACACAAGAUCAGACUCUCCCGUACAGAACUUGUCUUUUGGCAAAUUGACUGAGUUGUCAACCAAAUCUUUCCAGCAAAAACAGUCUAAGAAGUCUGACGACAUCAAGAAGGUUUACGACUUGGAGCAGGCAUACUUGAAAGUCUUGAAGCAGAUCAAUGGUAGUACCAAGAUUUUGAACGACUUUUCCGCCGAGACCGUGAACUCUAGCAACCCAGAAUACGGUUAUGGUCACUUCUUGUACUUCAAGGAGCAGCAGAAUGCAUUGGCUUCCCUUGUAUCUUCUGCCAUUCAAAAGGGUGCAUUCUCUUCGCUCAACAACAGCAAGCUCAUUGAGCUCUUGUCGCAGUGGUUGGUCCAGCUUAGACGUGGCCAGCCAUAUGCCAACCUAGACGAGCUUGUCAAGCUUCUCAGCUCAGACGAUUCCCCAGAUGCCUCUGAGAUUCUCUCCUUGAAGCAGUACUUGGAGAUUGGUCCCAGCUGGUUGAUUGGUUCCGAUGCAUGGUCCUACGACUUGGGCUCUUCCGGUGUCCACAACGUGAUUGCCUCGGGCCAGAACGUUAACAUGUUGAUCAUUGACUCUGAGCCUUACUCCGACAAGAAGUUGAACGUUUUGCGUAAGAAGGAUGUGGGUUUGUACGCCAUGAACUAUGGAAAUUGUUACGUUGCAUCUGUGGCCAUCUACUCAUCUUACACACAAGUGUUGCAGGCUUUUAUUGAGGCUGAGAAGUUUGACGGACCUUCUGUAGUUUUGGCCUAUUUGCCAUACGAAUCUGAGCACUCUGAUAUCUUGUCCAUUUUGAAGGAAACCAAGAGUGCAGUUGACACUGGAUAUUGGCCUUUGUACAGAUACGACCCUACAAUCAAGGAAGAUGCAGACAAGUUCAAGCUUGACUCUUCGUCAUUAAGAAACCAAUUGAAGGACUUCUUGGACCGUGAGAACAAGUUGACCUUGUUAGCAGCCAAGAACCCUGAACUUCUGAGAAACUUGACUGCUACUGCCAACAGCGGUAUUAAGAAGCAGCAAGCCCAGAUCGAGGACGAGUCCUUCAAGCAAUUGUUGCAAGGUUUGUCUGGACCUCCAUUGACCGUUGGUUUUGCUUCCGACGGCGGUAAUGCCGAGGCUUUGGCUAGAAAGAUCAACAGACAGGCUUUGGGUAGAGGUUUGAAGUCAGUGGUUUUGUCCAUGGAUGACAUCACCGUGGAAGACUUACCUACUGAGACUAAUGUUAUUCUUGUGAGUUCCACUGCCGGACAAGGUGAGAUUCCUAAUAACGGUAAAGCCUUCUGGGAUGAGUUGAAGAACGCUCAGGACUUGGACUUGUCUUCUGUCAAGUUUUCUUGUUUCGGUUUGGGUGACUCUAAGUACUGGCCAAGAAAGGAGGACAAGCACUACUAUAAUAAGCCAGCACAGGACUUGUACAACAAGUUCAAGCUCUACGGGGGUGUUGAAUUGGCCGACUUAGGUUUGGGUGAUGAUCAGGACCCUGAUGGAUUCAGCACCGGAUUCGACGAGUGGAUUCCAAAGAUCUGGAAAGCCUUGGGUGUCGACAAUGUUGAGGGUGUUGAAGAGCCUAAACCAUUGACCAACGAGGACAUGAAGAUCCAGUCAGACUUCUUGAGAGGUACCAUUGCCGAGGGUUUGAAGGAUGACUCGACCGGAGCCAUCUGUGCCGUUGACCAGCAGUUGACUAAGUUCCACGGUAUCUACAUGCAAGAUGACCGUGAUAUCAGAGAAGAGCGUAAGCUGCAAGGUAUGGAGCCAGCAUACUCUUUUAUGGUUCGUCUUAGAUUGCCAGGUGGUGCCGCAACUCCAAGCCAAUACUUGAGAUUGGACGAGCUUUGUGACGUCAGAGGUAACGGUACUUUGAAGAUCACCACCAGAGCUACCUUCCAGUUGCACGGUAUUGUUAAGCACGACUUGAAGCCUGCCAUUAGAGGUAUGAAUGCUACGUUGUUGGACACCUUGGCAGCUUGUGGUGAUGUCAACAGAAACGUUAUGCUUUCUGCCCUUCCAGGUAACGCCACCGUGCACAAGCAGAUUGCCCAUGAUGGAUCGUUCAUAUCUGAAUACUUGUUGCCUCAGACCACUGCAUACCACGAAAUUUGGUUGGAGGGUCCAGAUGCUGGAGACAAAGAAGGUGACCAAGAGGUGUGGGAGAAUAGAAAGGACGGACCAAAGAAGAAGAAGACCAUGGUUGCUGGAAAUGCCUUGGUUGAUUACGAACCUAUGUACGGUCCAACUUACUUGCCAAGAAAGUUCAAGAUUGUCAUCACUGUUCCACCAUACAACGACGUCGACGUUUACGCACACGAUGUUGGUUUGAUUGCCAUUGUCGAGGACAACGUCGUCGUUGGUUACAACGUUCUCGCAGGAGGAGGAAUGGGAUCCACCCACAACAACACCAAGACAUAUCCAAGAACCGGAUCCAUGAUGGGUUUCGUGUCUAGAGAGAAGGUGCACAUUGCAUGUGAGAAUAUCAUGUUGGUCCAGAGAGACAAUGGUGACAGAACCAACAGAAAGCAUGCCAGAUUGAAGUACACCAUCGACGAUAUGGGUGUCGAUGUAUUCAGAAAGACGGUCGAGGAGUACUGGGGUGAAAAGUUCGAGGAGCCAAGAGCUUUCGAAAUCAAGAGCAACAUCGACUACUUCGGCUGGGUUAAGGACGAGUUUGGAUUGAACCACUUCACCGCCUUCAUCGAAAACGGUAGAAUUGAGGACACUCCUGAGUUGCCUCAAAAGACAGGAUUGAAAAAGAUCGCCGAGUACUUGAUUGAGAAACAGGCUUCUGGUGAGUUCAGAUUGACUGGUAACCAGCAUCUUCUUCUUUCCAAGAUUUCAGACGAAGACUUGCCUGCUAUCAAAGAAUUGCUUGCCCAGUACAAGUUGGACAACACCGACUUCUCUGGUUUGAGAUUAUCUUCCUCUUCGUGUGUGGCUCUUCCAACAUGUGGUUUGGCUAUGGCAGAGGCCGAGCGUUACUUGCCAGAGUUGGUUACCAAGUUGGAGAAUGCCUUGGAGUCUAUGGGAUUAAGACACGAUUCUGUUGUCAUGAGAAUGACAGGCUGUCCAAACGGUUGUGCUAGACCAUGGGUGGCUGAGGUUGCAUUGGUCGGUAAGGCCAUGGGAGCAUACAACUUGAUGUUGGGAGGAGGACACCACGGUCAAAGAUUGAACAAGAUCUACAGAUACUCUAUUAAGGAGGACGAGAUCAUGGACAUUUUGUUGCCAUUGUUCAAGAGAUGGAGCUUGGAGAGACACGAGGGUGAGCCAUUCGGAGACUUUUGUAUCAGAAUUGGAGUCAUCAACGAGACUACGGAGGGUAAGUACUUCCACGAGGGCAUUCCUGAAGAGGCCUAA